Molecule: messenger RNA, 892 nt
Organism: Balaenoptera musculus (blue whale)
Lineage: Eukaryota; Metazoa; Chordata; Mammalia; Artiodactyla; Balaenopteridae
Exons: 3
Coding region: 62-667 (201 amino acids)
Source: RefSeq, a predicted model, not a curated record
CUGUAGUCCCUGAACGCAGCACGCCCUGUUAGGAGUUCAGGGUGGAGAUGAGGAACGAGGCAUGCCGUGCUCUGGGAAAACUGACAGAACAGGCCAGGGCAAAGACAUCAUGAUGGAAUGUACGAAGUUUCUUGGAUUGCAUUGUCCCCAGGAAUAUCCUUCCCUGCUCUGUGAUAACUUGCUGGGUCCUAAGGACGAAACAAGUUUGCAGCUGGCACUGAGUAACCCUCGUCCCUUCCAAGACUCUGCAGGCUGCUGUGGUAUCAGUGCUGGGGACACUGCUAGUGGCCACGUCCUUCUGGGAGAACUCUGUGCUAUCGCACGCACCUCAAUCUUUUCUUCUCUGAAAAGGAAUGUUCUGGAGAAACACUUGCCUCAGUGCAGCUCAUCUGUGUCCUUCCCUGUCCUGAGGACCUGCCGCUGUUCCAGUGAACGCUUUCAACAUCUCUGUUCUCCUUCCAAGUUCUCAAGCUGCUGCUGCCUUUCAACUCCAUGUUUCCUGCGCUUUGGGCUUUUUGAACGAAUAAGAGUCCUGAAGCAGAACUCUCCUAAAAGAGAGGUUUGGCAUUUGCUUUUUUCACCUCUUUAUUCGCAGAACUAUUAUAUAUCUGAUAUAGAAAAUGAAGUUGUAAAAUAUAACCUACUGAAACAAAUGAAUGAUGAGUAGAAUUCAUCAUACAGGACUUCCCUGGUGGCGCAGUGGUUAAGAAUCUGCCUGCCAAUGUAGGGGACACGGGUUUGAUCCCUGGUCCAGGAAGAUCCCACAUGCCGUGGAGCAAUUAAGCCCAUGUGCCACAAGUACUGAGCCUGAGUUCUGCAGCCCGCAAGGCUCAAAUACUGAGCCUGCGAACCACAACUACUGAAGCCCGUGCACCCUAGAACCCGCACACUG